Glarea lozoyensis ATCC 20868 is the source of this 318-nucleotide messenger RNA. RefSeq lists its product as uncharacterized. The record is from RefSeq and is a predicted model, not a curated record. Bases 1 to 318 code for a protein of 105 amino acids. The transcript has 2 exons. Lineage: Eukaryota; Fungi; Ascomycota; Leotiomycetes; Helotiales; Helotiaceae.
AUGGUUCCCGCCCCCCGCACAUUCAGCCGCAGCACCGGUCUCCUCGUCAGUGGAGCCGGCGUCGCCUCAGCAGCCCCUCUCCUCUUCUUCAUCCCCGGCUUCGAAGAGCGUUUGGCAGCACAAGCCGCGAAAUGGGGACCGCGCUGGAACAGAGGGUUCGCGAAGCGUGCGAGACUUGAACAUCAUUACAGCACCAAGGUGGAGCCGAGAUUGGAGAAAGGAGUGGCAAAGGUGGAACCGCCGUUGAAGAAGGCUGCGCUUAUGGUGGAUCGGAAUAUGAAGAAGAUGUUUGAGCGGUUUCCGCAGGUGAAGAAGUAG